Saitoella complicata NRRL Y-17804 is the source of this 1591-nucleotide messenger RNA. RefSeq names its product ATP synthase F1, beta subunit. Gene Ontology annotation, biological process: proton motive force-driven mitochondrial ATP synthesis; proton transmembrane transport. The record is from RefSeq and is a predicted model, not a curated record. The transcript has 2 exons. Lineage: Eukaryota; Fungi; Ascomycota; Saitoellomycetes; Saitoellales; Saitoellaceae. The coding region runs from base 143 to 1591 and encodes 482 amino acids. Gene Ontology annotation, molecular function: proton-transporting ATP synthase activity, rotational mechanism; ATP hydrolysis activity; ATP binding.
UCAAGGUCGUCCAGGCCAAUGCUCGUUUGAGUACGUUCUCGCCCCGUUCUUCCCGUUCUGUCGUGGCGUCAUCACGACCCUCGAGGAGAUGGAAGAGAGCUUGUCAUUGAUCCAAUGCUAACGAGCAAUUGCAGCCCGCUCCAUGGCCACCGAGACCAAGGCCGUCAGUGCCGGUAAGGUCAAGACCAUCAUUGGUGCCGUCGUCGACGUUCAGUUCGACUCCGAGUCCCUUCCCCCUAUUCUUAACGCCCUCGAGGUCCAGGACUUCCAGGGUGGUCGCCUCGUUCUCGAGGUUGCCCAGCACUUGGGAGAGAACACCGUCCGUACCAUUGCCAUGGACGGUACUGAGGGUUUGGUCCGUGGUGCCAAGGUUGUCGACACCGGUAACCCCAUCAUGGUUCCCGUUGGUGCCGGUACCCUCGGCCGUAUCUUGAACGUCAUUGGUGAGCCCAUCGACGAGAGAGGACCCAUCAAGGCCGACAAGUACCUCCCCAUCCACGCUGAUGCCCCCGAGUUCGUUGACCAGUCCACCGCUCCCGAGGUUCUCGAGACCGGUAUCAAGGUCGUCGACCUUCUCGCCCCCUACGCCCGUGGUGGUAAGAUUGGUCUCUUCGGUGGUGCCGGUGUCGGUAAGACCGUCUUCAUUCAGGAGCUUAUUAACAACGUCGCCAAGGCUCACGGUGGUUACUCCGUCUUCUGUGGUGUCGGUGAGCGUACUCGUGAGGGUAACGACUUGUACCACGAAAUGAUUGAGACCGGUGUCAUCAAGCUUGACGGUGACUCCAAGGCCGCUCUCGUCUUCGGACAGAUGAACGAGCCCCCUGGUGCCCGUGCCCGUGUCGCUUUGACCGGUUUGACCAUUGCUGAGUACUUCCGUGACGAGGAAGGUCAGGAUGUGUUGCUCUUCAUUGACAACAUUUUCCGUUUCACCCAGGCCGGUUCUGAGGUGUCUGCCCUUUUGGGUCGUAUUCCUUCCGCUGUCGGUUACCAGCCCACCCUCUCCACCGACAUGGGUCAGAUGCAGGAGCGUAUUACCACCACCAAGAAGGGUUCCAUUACCUCCGUCCAGGCCGUCUACGUCCCUGCUGACGAUUUGACUGACCCUGCCCCCGCUACUACUUUCGCUCAUUUGGACGCCACCACUGUCUUGUCCCGUGGUAUCUCCGAGUUGGGUAUCUACCCCGCUGUCGACCCCCUCGACUCCAAGUCCCGUAUGUUGGACCCCCGUAUCUUGGGUGAGGAGCACUACCGUGUCGCUACCCAGACCCAGCGUAUGCUUCAGGACUACAAGUCUCUCCAGGACAUCAUUGCUAUUUUGGGUAUGGACGAGUUGUCUGAGGCCGACAAGUUGACUGUCGAGCGUGCGCGUAAGAUUCAGAGGUUCAUGUCCCAGCCCUUCGCUGUCGCUGAGGUUUUCACUGGUAUUGAGGGUAAGCUCGUCUCUCUUAAGGACACCAUCCGUUCCUUCAAGGAGAUCAUCGAGGGUAAGCACGACAACUUGCCUGAGGGUGCUUUCUACAUGGUUGGUGCUAUUGAGGAUGCCCAGGCUAAGGCUGCCACCAUUGCCAAGGAGCUUGCUGGCAGGGCUUAA